Molecule: messenger RNA, 2304 nt
Organism: Sitophilus oryzae (rice weevil)
Lineage: Eukaryota; Metazoa; Arthropoda; Insecta; Coleoptera; Curculionidae
Exons: 5
Coding region: 1-1707 (568 amino acids)
Biological process (GO): DNA integration; DNA recombination
Molecular function (GO): DNA binding
Source: RefSeq, a predicted model, not a curated record
AUGUCGGAUUUUUCAGAUUCAAGUGAAAGUCACGAAGGGGAGGAAAUCAAAAUCCAAAGUCUGGCUUAUGAAAGUGUUGAAAGAAGGGCCCACUGGAGUUUGAGAACAGAGACGUUGACGAAACCAAUUAUAUCUGAAAAUUCCGAACAGGAUGAGAUUGUCCCGUCAGAACUGGUAGAGAGUGAGGAAAUUUCAGAUGAGGUUCCUUACACCCCCCGCUUGAAUCCUGAACUGGAAGCCAGUAUGAGUAACUUACAAACAGCUAGAGACCAAGCUCAUUUAAACUACCAAAUACAGUUAGGUAAAGUUUUGGUAGCCUUAGGCCCCUCUUUAAACACUAUUUUAGAGGGGAGAGAGAUAUAUUCAAAGGCUAUCAGGGACAGGCUUUUGACUAGUGUUGCUGAUUCUGGACGAAUGAUUUGUAAGGUGGUCAAUGAGAUGUCACAAAAACGACGUCAACUAAUUUCGCCUUUAAUGAAUAAACAGAUAAAAGGUAUAGUAGAAAAGUGUCCCCCUGGCGAAUUCCUCUUUGGGCCUAAUCUAGGAGAGAAGAUCCAGACAGCAAAAAGUAUGGAAAAAGUUGUGAAAGAUAUUAGGGCGACGCCCGCCCUACCGGAGGAGGGACGGAAGACCACCGAAAGGGCGACCCUCAGAUCCACAGAAACGGACGUCCAACUUCAGAAACCAGUAGAGAACUAUCCACCCUCUGGCUCGUCAGCUUUCCCUGGUGGUCGCCAGAUUAUCAGGGAAUCGCUUUUAAAGAGAGACGUCCCAGAAAUAGCUGUAGAUACGCUAAUAUCUUCAAUUUCCGAAUCCACUAUGAAGCAAUACACCACAACAUAUCGCCUCUGGUGGAACUUUUGCCUGGAGAAGAAUAUCUCUGUAUUUGGACCGGCAAAUAGAGACAUCAUGACCUUCUUACAAUAUACAUCUGAGAAAUAUAAUUAUAAGUACGGUGCCAUAAACUCCAACAGAUCAGCUUUAAACCUUAUUUUAAUUAACGAUAUCGGGUCAGACCCUCUUAUAAAAAGAUUCAUGAAAGGAAUGGCGCGUCUGAGACCGGCCCAACCAAAAUACGGCAGUACGUGGGAUCCUGAAGUUCUACUUUCUUACAUAGAACAAUUGCCUGAAGAUUUGGACCUUAACUUAUUAUCCCAUAAAUUAAUAACACUCUUGACUUUAGUUACAGGAGAGAUGCUUCAGACGCUGUCUUUGAUCAGGCUAACCAAUAUACUGGAAAAUGAACAGGAAAUUCAAAUUAAUAUAACCGAUCCAAUAAAAACUUCAGGUUUAAAUCGGGUUCAGCCAACACUAUAUCUUCCCUUUUUCAAAGAGAGGCCUAAACUUUGUCCUGCCUUGACGUUGAAAAAAUACAUCGAUGCAACAAAAGUGUUUAGAAAAAAGGAGCAUGAUUUUGUAUUCUUAACAAUUAAAAGACCUCAUUCAGUUGCUUCGAAACAAACGCUAAGCAAAUGGGUUAAGAAAAUGUUAGAACUAGCAGGGAUAGAUAUUUCUCAAUUUAAACCUCACUCGACAAGACAUUCUUCUAGUUCUGCCGCAUUGAGACAGGGAAUUUCAAUUGAAACAAUACGCAGGACAGUAGGAUGGUCCGAAGGGUCAUCUGUAUUUGCCAAGUUUUACAAUAGACCUCUCUCUGACAGAACUGCAUACGCCAAAGCUAUUUUAAGUAAUUCUGACAAAGCUUAAUUUACAUUUAUAUGUUCAAUGUUUAACAAUGUUUUGCCGUAAGGCCUAGUUUAAUUUACGUUAAAUAUGUUCUUUAUAUAUUCUUUACUUGUUCAUUAUUUGUUGAUAUAACUAUCGUUAUAUGCCAAUUUGUUCAUUUUGGUUGCAUUCAAUAAACGUUUUUGAUAUUUAAGAUAUUUAGCUGCCUUUCAUAUACCACUCAAAAAAAAAACUUUCCGCACCAAUUCAUUAAUUCGCAACCAACAGAUCUUUAAACAUCUACGUAUUGUAAAAUCAAGAUAAUACAUUCGGACUGGACGCGAAUAUAAUUGUACGAUCAAACGAACUUACCUGAAGUGAAGUUCGAUCGUAAUUAUAUGAAGCGUCCAGUCCGAAUGUAUUAUCUUCCCUCCCUUCCCGUCUUACCCCAUGGUCGCUUGAAUUAAUGAAUAAAACUUUAAAGAAUGAAUUACGUGCGCAGAGCCGACGAGAGCGACGCGGGACGCGGCGUGGGCCAGCGACAGGGAGGGAGUUUUGACUUUAGCCUUGAAAUAGUGCAUGCACGCAGAGACGGACUACGUAUUGUAAAAUCAAGAUAAUACAUUCGGACUGGACGCU